This is a messenger RNA of Aspergillus udagawae, 423 nucleotides long. RefSeq names its product aegerolysin family protein. Lineage: Eukaryota; Fungi; Ascomycota; Eurotiomycetes; Eurotiales; Aspergillaceae. Gene Ontology annotation, biological process: symbiont-mediated hemolysis of host erythrocyte. The record is from RefSeq and is a predicted model, not a curated record. The transcript has 2 exons. Bases 1 to 423 code for a protein of 140 amino acids.
AUGGCAUCUGCAACAGGACAGCAGUUCCUCGAGAUUGAAAUUAAAGAUGACACGAAGUAUGACAUUCGGGUCGAAAAUGCUCAUAUAGAUAGCGGCGAGUUUUAUAAUGAGGGUGAUCAAAACGAUACCCUAACAAACGACGACGUUGACGAUAUGGUUAUUCGCCAUAACGGUGGCUUGCGGCAUAUCUGUUCCUGCGGCGAAGAAAAAGGUUUCAAAGGGCUUCAAGGCACAAUUGACCUCGUCGACGACGUAAAGAAUGCCAAAAUUUGCACUCUAGCAUGGAAUGCUCCUAUGGAAGCCGGAAAAAAAAAUAUGUUCAUGAUGCGUGAUCAAGACCCACGAUACAAUAUCAAUAUUGGAAAGUGGAAUGAAUCUGGUAUCAUGGGCAAGGUUCCGGUUACCAUCAGCAGCGAGGAGUAG